UUCCUCUUCGCCCAAAAACAAAAACCCCAGGAGGGAGAAGGAAGAGAAGAACGAGAUUUUGAAGGAAAUGGACGUCAUAAAAUCGCAGCAGAUAUCCUCCCGACCGAUCGAGAAGGUAGUGGUGCACCCGCUGGUGCUUUUGAGCAUCGUCGACCACUACAAUCGGGUGGCGCGUGACACUAGGAAGCGCGUGGUUGGAGUUUUGCUCGGGACUUCCUUUAAAGGCACCGUUGACGUCACCAACAGCUACGCCGUUCCUUUCGAAGAAGAUGACAGAGAUUCAAGCAUCUGGUUUCUUGACCAUAAUUACCAUGAGUCGAUGUUUUCUAUGUUCAGAAGAAUAAAUGCCAAGGAGCAUGUUGUUGGUUGGUAUAGCACUGGGCCGAAACUGAAGGAGAAUGACCUAAGUAUUCAUAGCCUUCUCACUGACUAUGUUCCCAAUCCUGUAUUGGUCAUUAUAGAUGUUCAGCCGAAAGAGCUUGGAAUUCCUACUAAAGCCUAUUACGCUGUUGAGGAAGUUAAAGAGAAUGCCACUCAGAAAAGCCAGAAAGUUUUCGUGCAUGUCCUUUCUGAAAUUGCUGCUCAUGAAGUUGAAGAAAUUGGUGUGGAACACUUAUUAAGAGAUGUGAAAGACACAACUGUCAGCACCCUUGCAACAGAGGUGACUGGAAAGCUUGCUGCCUUAAAGGGUUUGGAUGCACGACUGAAAGAGAUUCGAAGCUAUCUUGACGUGGUUAUUGAAGGGAAGCUACCCUUAAACCAUGAAAUCCUAUACCAUCUCCAGGAUGUGUUCAACCUACUCCCAAAUCUAAAUGUGUCUGAACUGGUUAAAGCUUUUGCAGUGAAAACAAAUGAUAUGAUGUUGGUCAUAUAUCUAUCUUCCCUCAUCAGAAGUGUGAUUGCUCUCCAUAAUCUGAUCAAUAACAAGAUGCUUAACAAAGAACACGAAAAGGCAGAAGACUCGAAGCCAGUAGCUGUGCCUAGUGCUGCUGGUAGCUGAACAUGGAAGUGAGUUUUCGUUUGCGUGAUAACUCCAAUCUGGUUAGCCGAACAAAUUGUCUUAACAGAAUCCAGACUUACAUUUUGGCUAUGAUUGGUUUCUGCUUCGAUGAAUCAGCACUCAUCCCAAGUUGUACUAAUAUUCAUAUAGAGAUAUUAUGUUUUUAUUUUUAUUUUUGAAGUCUCAAUUUCUUGUCGUGACCAAUGGAAUGUUCGAAAUUCGAUGAUGAUUUUACUUUUUUGUCACUAGUUCUCCUCCUCUCUUGGAUUGAAUGAAUACUUUUUACGUUAGUUAAGUGAAGUGUUUCAUUUUUUUGUUUUU
Messenger RNA from Erythranthe guttata (spotted monkey flower), 1321 nucleotides. RefSeq names its product 26S proteasome non-ATPase regulatory subunit 7 homolog A. NCBI's taxonomy places the organism in Eukaryota, Viridiplantae, Streptophyta, Magnoliopsida, Lamiales, Phrymaceae. The record is from RefSeq and is a predicted model, not a curated record. Gene Ontology annotation, cellular component: proteasome complex; proteasome regulatory particle. Gene Ontology annotation, biological process: proteasome-mediated ubiquitin-dependent protein catabolic process. Gene Ontology annotation, molecular function: metallopeptidase activity; protein binding.